GAGCCCGCGCACGGCGACAGCAGCUCGACAUGGGGGGCUUCUUCUCCACCAUCUUUUCCAGCUUGUUUGGGACUCGAGAGAUGAGGAUUCUGAUCCUGGGACUGGAUGGAGCAGGAAAAACAACCAUUCUCUACAGGUUACAAGUUGGAGAAGUGGUUACCACCAUUCCAACCAUUGGCUUCAAUGUUGAGACUGUGACAUACAAGAACCUGAAAUUUCAAGUGUGGGACUUAGGAGGACAGACAAGCAUAAGGCCCUACUGGCGCUGUUACUACUCCAACACGGAUGCUGUCAUUUACGUGGUGGACAGCUGUGAUCGAGACAGGAUUGGCACCUCCAAAUCAGAGCUCGUUGCUAUGUUAGAGGAAGAAGAGUUGAAGAAAGCCAUUUUGGUGGUCUUUGCAAAUAAGCAGGACAUGGAACAGGCCAUGACUCCCACAGAGAUGGCAAAUGCUCUUGGCUUGCCAGCUUUGAAGGACCGCAAGUGGCAGAUAUUCAAAACCUCUGCCACUAAAGGCACAGGGCUUGAUGAAGCAAUGGAGUGGUUGGUGGAGGCCUUGAAGAGCAGGCAGUGAGAGAAAGCUGACCACCUGCAAAGACAUCUCAGCUGCAUCCACCAUCCCUCUUUCUGCAGUCCAAAAGUGUUUUCAGGCCACAACUCUUUGUAAAUAAGACAAAUUUGGAGUUUGAUUUCUGGAAGGUGGAUGCCUCUCUUGAAUUGCAAAACUGAACUAAGUGAAUGUCCCUUGUCCAUUAUGAUGACAUUCCAGUUCUUUCUUUCUGUUUAAAGGAUGUACUUAUGUUAAUUUGUAUGAAAGUCUUACUGACUGGGAAGGUUUUGGGGUGUUUUGUGGUUUGUUAUUUUGGUGUUCUCCCUCCCCUUUGGUGGUUUUGAGUAGUUACUCUAUUUGUGUAAGUGCAACACUAAUAAAAUCUG
Messenger RNA from Indicator indicator, 937 nucleotides. It is a transcript of the gene ARL1, whose product is annotated as ADP ribosylation factor like GTPase 1. Gene Ontology annotation, cellular component: cytoplasm; Golgi apparatus. Gene Ontology annotation, biological process: vesicle-mediated transport; intracellular protein transport. Gene Ontology annotation, molecular function: GTP binding; GTPase activity. The transcript has 6 exons. Lineage: Eukaryota; Metazoa; Chordata; Aves; Piciformes; Indicatoridae. The coding region runs from base 30 to 575 and encodes 181 amino acids. The record is from RefSeq and is a predicted model, not a curated record.